AUGGGAGCCCGGACCUUGCGACGGCAGAUGACAGCUCCGCGCGUGACUCUGGAAGAGCUGCCCCCGGAGCUGCUGGUGCAGAUGCUGAGCUACCUGCCUCCCCGCGCGUUAGUGACGCGCUGCCGGCCCGUGUGCCGAGCCUGGCGCGACGUGGUGAAUGACUCCCGCGCUCUGGCCGGCUCCUGCCUGCGUGCACUGCUGGGCCGCAACCUCCUCUUCAACUCCCGCAGAGAGCGUGGGUCCCGGGGGCGUGGCCUAACAGCUGGAGGCGGGGCCUUCAGCCUGGUGGGCGGGGCUUAA
This is a messenger RNA of Microtus ochrogaster (prairie vole), 300 nucleotides long. It is a transcript of the gene Fbxo17, whose product is annotated as F-box protein 17. The record is from RefSeq and is a predicted model, not a curated record. Lineage: Eukaryota; Metazoa; Chordata; Mammalia; Rodentia; Cricetidae.